This is a messenger RNA of Lactuca saligna, 330 nucleotides long. The record is from the annotation of a GenBank genome assembly. Lineage: Eukaryota; Viridiplantae; Streptophyta; Magnoliopsida; Asterales; Asteraceae.
AUGGGUCAGGAGGUGGAACCCGAAGUGGAACCAAAAGAAUAUGUGGUAACUGAUUACGAAUAUGGAGAAUCUGACCAGGAGAUAGAUGAAGGAAAGGAUGUUGAGGAGGGACGUAGUGAACCCCACCUAUCGACAGCCCCAUCAGAUCCACACACGGUUCAGAAUGGUGAUGCAUACCAUUUACGCUCUCUUGAGGAAGAAAAAACCAAUCUCAAGCAUCAACUCUUUGCAUCCGAAGCAAGGGCUAUACGAGUCGAGCAAAGGGUAGAGGUAAUCACUCAAGAGGGAAAUGAACCGGCUGAACUUCUGAUACGUCCGCUCGACGAUUGA